This is a messenger RNA of Carica papaya (papaya), 1092 nucleotides long. RefSeq names its product non-structural protein. The record is from RefSeq and is a predicted model, not a curated record. Gene Ontology annotation, biological process: regulation of exit from mitosis. Gene Ontology annotation, cellular component: nucleus. Lineage: Eukaryota; Viridiplantae; Streptophyta; Magnoliopsida; Brassicales; Caricaceae.
UUCUCUCGUACCCUGGAAGAAGUUGAAAUGGCGGAAGAAGGAAGUUCGGAGGAGUACAUGGAAAUCGUGUCUAACGCGGAAUUUCUGGACGGCAGCGUGAUCUUCCACCUCGUCAGAGACUCGGUAGGAUUUGUCCUCUACAUGCACCAGCAAAUCCCUUCCGUUUUGCAGGAUAUGACCCUGGAAUUUGAUACUCUGUGCACUGAAUUUAAGGAGUUGGAAUUGGAUCUUACUCAAAGUGAAGUGAAAAAAGUGUCAGUUCGAAGAAAACACAUUAGCAGAAUGAGAGAAAUCAAGCGUGAGAUUAAACGAGUAGAGAAGUUGAUGAAUACAGUUUCUAGUCUUCAAACAGCAUUGCAACUUAUGGUUAGAGAGAUUCCUAAUGUUCAAAAAGUCAUGCUGGUUCUUGGUGGGAGUCCAAUACGACCACGUUAUGUAUAUGAGUUGUUCUUUUCACAUGGAGAAGUUGUCUCCAGUGGUUCAGGAGAUUUUUCUAAAAGCAAAGCUGCAGAAAUGCUUUCAAGAAAGGCUAUUCGAGCACUGAUCUCAAAGGAUGCCGGAUCUAGCUCCUAUCCAGGCCCCACAAAACUGUUUCUAUUGGUUAAAGCUCCCUCUUCUUUCAAUCUGCCUCAACAUUUUCUUCCCAAACGUGACUUUAGAUAUAGCAAAAAGAUUGUGCCUUUCAGGCUGAGGUUCAAGUGUAGAACUCGAGUUGGGGAGAUGGAUUCUCUUCAUCAUGCUUCUCAGACUAGAAACAGCACUUGUUUAAAAGAUGCUAUUUCCAAUGAUUUCAUCUGGUUUCAAUGUAGACAUGUAAUCAAGGGAUUAGCACUCGAGGGACGAGAAGAAGAAUAACCGAAAUUUUUCUUCUCAGUGUUUAUAAAUAACCUCUCUCUCAUAUUUGCUUGAUCCUCUGAAGGUUGAUAGCAUUCGAAACUUAAGAUGGCAAAUUUGUUCCCUUUUAAAAUUUUCCUUUCUCUAAGAGUAGUUUCGUAGGACUUUUGAGUUUUGAAGUACUUAGAUUUAUUUUGUGAUUAUAAAAACUACAAGGAUAAUGAAGCGAACAUAUACAUGUAGGACGGUUCGAUUGGA